AAUUAAUCUACAAAGAGACACUGUUUGUCUUGGCUCCUAGGAAUCUCUAACCCACCUCUUCUCUUUAUAAAUUACAGUCCCUUCUCUCAAUUUUUCUUAUCUCACAGUAGAGCAGAGAAACAUAUUAUUCAUGGCUGCUCAACAUGGAAACUCGUUAAGGGUCUCUAUAAACAACACAGUCUCUGUAUACCCCAAAACUUUGCACCCUCCACAACUUCUCAGUUUAUCAAAUUUAGAUAGACAGUGUCCAAUUCUCAUGUACUUGGUUUUCUUCUACAAACCAUCAUCUAAUGCUGACCAAAAUCAAAACUUUUCUGUUAAUGAUGUUUUCGGUAAGCUCAAAACCGGCUUAGAAGAGACCCUGUCGGUCUGGUACCCAGCUGCAGGCAGGCUGAGCUUGAAUCCGAACAAUGGAAAGCUCAAUAUAUGGUGCAAUAAUGGUGGUGCAGUUCUAGUUGAGGCGGCGACCCAAGUUACAAUCUCAGAGCUGGGAGAUCUCUCUCAGUACAAUGAGUUCUUUGAGAAUCUGGUUUUCAAGCCUGUUGUCAAUGAGAAUCCCUCAGAGAUGCCUCUGGUUGUUGCUCAGGUCACAAGAUUUGGUUGUGGAGGCUACUCUUUGGGUAUAGGCACAAGCCACUCUUUGUUUGAUGGGCCAGCAGCAUAUGAUUUCUUACGUGAAUGGGCCUCUCAAUCUAAUAUGAAAAUGAAAGCAAACCAAGCUCUUGAAUUGCAUAAACCAGUGCAUGAAAGAGGGAGAUUGUUAAUGGCUAGUAAUCAUCAAGCCCCAAUAGAAGAAACUAAAAAAUCGAAUCCAACAAUAAGGGUUGCCGCCAUAGAUCAUCUAUAUCAGUUGAUAAAAGAGGCGGCUCGUGAUCAUGGUCAGAGUGAUCAUGAAAAUUAUGUUCUUACAACUUUUCAUCUAAGUGGUGCAAUGAUACAAAAUUUGAAGCAGAAUGUCUUUGGUGACAAGAGAGGAAGGUUUUCUUCCUUUGAGGUUGUUGCAGCUCAUCUUUGGAAGGCAAGGACAAAGGCUCUAGGACUGAACAAAGACACAGCAGUGUGCUUGCAAUUUGCAGUGGACACAAGGAACAAAAUGGUUCCACCACUCCCAAAAGGUUUCAGUGGCAAUGCCUAUGUGCUUGCCUCUGUUGCUUCCACAGUUAGAGAACUAGAAGAACAAAGCCAUGAAACAGUAGCUGAGAAGAUCAAGGAAGCAAAGAACUCAGUCACCGACGACUACAUCAAUGCGUAUAUCGAGGCACUCGAAGGAGGAGGAGGAGGACAGACUACUCUCCCUCCCUUGAAGGAGCUCACACUUGUUUCUGAUUGGAGAAGAGUUCCAUUUCACAAGAUUGAUUUUCUUGGUGGUUCUGAAGAAGAUUAUGAAGUUGGUUAUGCAACCCCUUUGGUUCCUCCACUCCCACAGGUUGCUUACUUGAUGGAGAAUCCUCAUGAAACUAGUGGCAUUGAUGUGAGGAUUGGUUUGAUCCCAACAAUGCAAACUGUUUUCUCAAACUAUUUUCUCAGGAAUAUUGUGUAAUAGACUCAAAUAAUGCCAUUUGAAUUUCUCUCUUUUUAA
Messenger RNA from Camellia sinensis, 1579 nucleotides. It is a transcript of the gene BAT1, whose product is annotated as HXXXD-type acyl-transferase family protein. Lineage: Eukaryota; Viridiplantae; Streptophyta; Magnoliopsida; Ericales; Theaceae. The record is from RefSeq and is a predicted model, not a curated record. Gene Ontology annotation, molecular function: acyltransferase activity, transferring groups other than amino-acyl groups.